Molecule: messenger RNA, 3604 nt
Organism: Vespa velutina
Lineage: Eukaryota; Metazoa; Arthropoda; Insecta; Hymenoptera; Vespidae
Product: mucolipin-3-like
Exons: 3
Coding region: 416-2314 (632 amino acids)
Cellular component (GO): plasma membrane; lysosomal membrane
Molecular function (GO): NAADP-sensitive calcium-release channel activity
Source: RefSeq, a predicted model, not a curated record
GCGCAGCGAUCAGUCGAGUUUAGAACGUUCAUGUGGGUGGUAUUUAUUAUUUACACCAUGACACGUAUCGUUAGAGAAGAAACUGUCAUUAAACUAUUAAACAUAGAUUAUAGUUUUCUUUGAACGAGUACAACGAAGGAUAUAUUUCCAAUCAAGUGAUUAGAAAACGUGAAUGAAGAUAUUUUUAAUAGAUCAUCGACCAAUGAUUAUGUACCGUAUUAUUACGCAUGCGAGCUUCUUACCCCUUUCAUCGUCCAUCGAUAAACUGGACGUUAACUCAGUUGAUUGAAAUAACGUCGUAGUGCUCAUAUCAUUUCUAUUAAUCCAAAUAUUAUUACGUAUUACUUAUGCAUUUCAAUUGUCUUAUCAUCGAGGAUCUAUCAAAAGUGACGAUUUUUUUCGUGGGAAAAGAAAUAUGACGGAAGAACGUAAUAGGAUACAAAACGAGGACUCUUCCAAUGUUACUGGUAAUAGCAUUUUAAGAAAUCAUUUUUGGAGUCAUGCAUUUGAUAGCGAGGAAGGAGAGGAUGGAAAUGAGAAUGGACUUCUUCACAAUGACUCAAGCUGCAAUCGACCGAUCGCAGAAAGACGCGAUAAUUGCGCCAUGACGACCUUCGCCGAAGAUAAAAUGAGAAGGAAGCUUAGAUUCUUUUUCAUGAAUCCAAUCGAAAAAUGGCAAGCCAAACGAAGAUUCCCAUAUAAAUUCGUCGUACAGGUCAUUAAAAUAGUUUUGGUCACCGUGCAACUUUGCCUAUUUGCUCAUAACAAUUAUAUACAUGUCAAUUACACGUGGGACAACCGUAUUACAUUUUCGCAUCUCUUUUUACGUGGAUGGGACAACACGCAAGAGGUACCUGCCUAUCCUCCUGCGACUGGCCCAUUAGCUCUUUACAAAAAGGAUGAAUUUUUCGACACCAUCGAUUAUGCUCUAAAUGGCUACUAUAAUCUUAAUAAUUCCAUCGGUUCGUAUUCUUACGAUGCUGAGGAUAAUACCGCAGGACCUGUGAAAUUAUGUUUAUACUGGUAUAAGGAAAGCAUUAUAUUCGGCUUCAACGAAAGUUAUGUCUUCGACAAGGAAAUCAUAAAGACUUGCGUGAAUAUAACUAAAGAAUAUCAUGACAACUUUAAUAACUCGAGGAAUAUAUUGUCUACGCAAAAUGUUAUUGUAAAUUUUUCAGCUUUGGUAAGAGCAUAUUUGAAAUUUGCCGUUAAAACUGUUAAUCUAAGAGCUGCCGGACCUAUGACACCACCAGAUUGUUAUCAGUUCGAUAUUAAAAUAAUUUUUGAUAAUCGCGAUCAAGACGGACAAAUGUUAUUGUCAUUGGAAACUGAACCACAAAGAUUAUAUUGCAAAGGUGAUACCCGGUAUAUAAUGGACAAUCAAAUUGAGUCUGCUUUGAGAACUUUGUUAAAUUUACUCGUGAUAUUUAUCUGUACUAUCUCCCUUGUCUUAUGCUCGAGAGCCAUUUUCAGAGCGCAAUUGCUUAAAUUCGAGACGAUGAAUUUUUUCAAAAAGAAAUACGGAAAAUUAUUGAGUUUCGAAGGUAGAUUGGAAUUUUUGAAUCUCUGGUACAUAAUGAUCAUAAUUAAUGAUCUUCUAAUCAUCAUAGGUUCUGCCGUGAAAGAACAAAUAGAAAGAAAAUAUUUUGGUAGCGAUCAUUGGAACGUAUGCAGUAUAUUUCUAGGUACGGGAAAUUUAUUGGUAUGGUUUGGCGUAUUACGAUAUCUUGGCUUUUUCAAAACGUAUAACGUAGUUAUUUUAACAUUAAAAAAGGCUGCACCUAAAGUAGCUAGGUUUCUUAUAUGUGCUAUAUUGAUAUAUGCCGGGUUCACUUUCUGUGGGUGGUUAAUUUUAGGUCCGUAUCAUAUGAAAUUUAGAUCACUUGCUACAACUUCUGAAUGUCUGUUUGCACUUAUAAACGGUGAUGACAUGUUUGCGACAUUUUCAAUAACGUCUUUCAAAUCACCGAUGCUUUGGUGGUACUCGAGGAUUUAUUUAUAUACUUUCAUUUCUUUGUACAUUUAUGUCGUUUUAAGUUUAUUUAUUUCUGUGAUAAUGGACGCCUAUGAUACGAUAAAGACUUAUUAUCGAGAUGGCUUUCCAAAGAAUGACCUACAAACAUUUAUAUCCGCUUGUACGGAUGAUGCAUCGAGCGGUCUAUUCAGAGACGAAUGUGAUAAAAAUAAUAUUACAGAACUUAUAGAUAGGUUUUGUUGUUGUCGAAAAAGAUCCUCUUAUGGAUCUUUCUCUGGAUCAACCACAGAUGCCUCCACAAAAACCGAACAAGUAUAUGGAGGAGCCAUCUGUAUAUAGUUUGUUAAAAGAUUAUUUUCCCCGUACAAAUUAUGGCUCCACUGCUACGUUAUUAUUAUAAUUAAGCAUUUAGAGAGAAUCAGAGUUUCUUUUUAAAAUAAGAAAAAAAGAAAGUUUGUAAAUUCUUGUGUCCAUUUGCUAGACGAUAAUUCAAUGGUGCUAGCAUUAUGUAAGAUCUUUAAUUACCACCACAGAAUAGUAGAAAGAAUUAGAACAUUUUGUUUCUAAUAAAAUUGUACCUUUCUCUUUUUUUUUUUUUCUUCUUCUUCUUGUUUUAAUAAUCUCUUGCAUCAUUCAUUAUGGUUUUUAUUCGACAAAGAAUAGAUAGAAGAUCUUCUCUCUUCUCUUGUAUACGACAUAAUUAUAUUAAAAAGAUUUAUCUUUCUAACAGACCUAUGCCAUAUUUUUAUGAUGAUGUUUAUAAUAGGAGAAUUAACGUUUUUACGAUAACGUAUUGUAUAUUUUAUUAUUGUGAGACUAACUGCUACGAUAAUUUUUUAAUUCAAAUCAUUAAUAUUAUUCUUUUAGUAACAAUGAAAUUCUAAACCUUAAGUAAUUAUUUACUUGAAUUUAUCUGCCAUUACUUUCGAUCGAGUACGAUCACAAAAAAUAUUAGAAUCAAUCAUUUCGAGAAUGACAAUAAUUAAUAUGAUUAAAAGCAAAAAAAAAAAAAGGGAGAACAUAAACUCUCUUAAUCGUAAACAAACAUUCAAUUGAUCUAUUGUCACAUGAUAAAUGUAUAAAAAAAAAUUUUAGAUGAUGUAUAAAAAGAAAAGAAAGAAAAAUAAAGCAACUUUAUUUUAUAUAUGUAUAUAUAUAUAUAUAUUUUUUUUUUGUUCUGUUAAAUAAUAUGUGUUAAAAUUGAUACUAGCUUUCUUUACUUUCAUAUUGUGAAUCUAUGUAUAAUAGAUAUAAUAUAAGAAUUUAAAAUAGAAUUUAUUGAAUAAGAGUGUAUUAUAAACCAAUGUACAAUUUAUUGACAUUUUAGAUUGUUUUAAGAUAAAGUCAAUAAUAACGAACAAUACUCUUUAAUGUCGCAUCUAUUUAAACAGAAAAAAAAAACAUUAGAAUAAUGAAGUAAAUGGAUAUAAAGAAAAAAAAAAUAAUAAUAAUUAAACGUGUAAUUAAUUAUCUGUAUGUGAAAGUAUUCAAAUUGUAUGUUUCACAAAGAUACAAUGGCUAAAUGAUUUAUAAAUAUUUUAAAACUGUAUAUUACAAUUUAAACCAAAGUACAAUAGUCCAAAAAUAUAUAUUUAUAUAUUUACAUUCAAAUAAAACAUAUUAGAUUUC